UUUGUAAAGACAGCUGGUCUGUUUGUGCAAUUAUCGAACUGUUGUCUGCUGUCAUGUCUGUCAUCCAUGUUCCUCUGAUUGAGGAACAUUUGUGACUCCUCUUCUUGUUCUCAAGAAGAUACUAGCUGCUUCUGUCGAUUAUUUGCGUCUUCACUCCUUGGAACGAGCUUCGACUGGAUUGUUAUCAUUUGUGAAGGUCAAAGAGGUGCAGACGGGUUACACUUUCAAAUGGAAUUUUCAAAAAAUUGUACUUCUGACUUCUGCCCUCUUAACUGCUGAACGGAACAUCUCCAUCUUUGGAUCUCUAAUUGAAUAAAAUAGUCUUGAAAAGUUGGAGAGAUCUACUUAAACAAUCGCUGCAAUAAUACUUGUCACAAUUAGCGUAAGUCACAAAACGAGAAUAUCAUUUUGAAAAGUCUACCUCAACUGCAAUAUUUUUAUCCGCCGCCGUUUCGAUGAAACAUUCCUCAAAUAGUGCACAUGCGAUCUCGUCAACCAACCCGGAAAUCAUAGUGACCGAAAACAAUCAACUUAGCAAAGAGCAGAACUCGCCGACGAGUAAUGGUCUCCUGUACAGCAAUGGAAAGCUGUGUUAUAACAACUCGAAAGCCUCAUCGGCUAAAACAUCAUGCUCCGAGAUCAGCAAUUUUUCAUCGCGCGCAUCCAGUCAACAGGAGCUCAUAUUGGGCAAUGCGCUCGGGCAAAGAACAGCCAACAUAGCCGCCAAAAUGAACUCCUCGAAUGGACUGAAUAGUCGCAAUAGCAACCAUUGUCAUUCCACGACUAACAUGGACUGCGAAGAAGAUAUUCCAGUUGUGGCGGAGGAGUCCAAAAGUCAACCUUGGAGCAGUCUCUCAUGUCGUGGGAAACUUGCCAGAAUCCGUUCCUCUGUCUUCAGCAUAGUAAGCGUGCUCACGCUUCUCUACAUUUUCGUUUGUUCUCUUGACCUCAUGGGCAGUUCCCUCAAGCUGAUGGCGGGAAAGACAGCUGGAGAUGUGUUCACGAAGGACUCUUUGUUGAGCAACCCGGUGGCUGGAUUGAUGGUGGGAGUGCUGGCCACGGUCCUAGUGCAAAGCUCUAGCACGUCAACGUCUAUUGUAGUCACCAUGGUAGCUUCCAAAAUUCUGGAAGUUCACACAGCCAUUCCAAUAGUGAUGGGUGCGAAUAUAGGCACCUCAGUCACCAAUACCCUGGUGGCCAUGGGUCAAAUCCAGGUCAAGGACGAGUUCAAACGGGCCUUCGCCGGAGCCACUGUACACGACAUGUUCAACUGGCUCACGGUACUGGUGCUACUGCCCGUCGAGGUCGUCACGGGAUACCUGCAGACAGCCUCACUUCUCCUCGUCCGUUUCCUCAAUGUGGAUCAAAAAACAGAUGCCGAGAUAUCGGGGUUGGAUCUUUUGACAGAUCCAGUGAUGAAGCGCAUAGUGAUUGUGGAUAAAAGUGUAAUAACCAACGUCCAAACCACCAAUGGCUCCACCUCUAGCGACGCUCCGGUGUUGAAGCGCUGGUGUGGCGAUUCCAAGUCCCUUUCGGACACAAUUGGUCGAAGUUUGAUGGUGCUGUCAUCCGGAAAUGAGACACUCUCAUUGGCUGCCGAGGGCCAAGCCAACCUAUCAAUGGCUGUCAUCAAUGAAUCUGCGAUCUUACGCGUCGAUGAAGGCGGAGCGCAGCCUCAAAAAUGCCAAGCGCUGUUCAACUGGCUGGGGCUGUCCGAUAUGACUACAGGACUCAUUUUGUUCGUUGUGUCAGUGGUGUUUCUCUGCACGUGUCUGAUUCUGCUGGUCAAAGUGCUCAAAGGCAUUUUCUCGGGACAGAUGUCUGAGUUGAUCAAGAAGACUGUGAACGACGAUUUUCCGGGAUGUCUCGGUUAUUUCACAGGCUUGUUCGCUAUCUUUGUGGGUACUGUUAUGACAAUUCUGGUACAGAGCAGUUCUGUCUUCACCUCCACUCUCACCCCUUUGGUUGGACUGGGCGUGAUCAAAAUCGAACGAGUGUUCCCUCUGACUCUGGGUUCCAACAUCGGAACCACAGUCACUGGACUUCUAGCCGCGUUGGCUGCUGACGCUUCGAUGCGCGAUGUGGCACUCCAGAUCGCCCUCUGUCAUUUGCUUUUCAAUUUGAGUGGCAUUUUGAUAUGGUACCCGAUACCGCUAAUGAGAAAGAUUCCCAUCAGACUGGCUAAGCAAUUGGGCGAGACGACAGCCGAGUAUAGAUGGUUUGCCCUGUUCUACUUGCUCUGCAUGUUCGUCCUGGCACCUCUCUUCGUCUUCGUCCUCUCUCUUCUGGGUUCAAAGAUCACAGUAGCAGUGCUUGCUUCUCUGAUCUCGUCUGUGGUCCUCGUUGUCGCGAUCAACCUCCUACAGAAGUCGCAGAGGUUUUACUGGGUACUGCCUCCUUUCCUUAGAUCUUGGCAAUGGUUGCCGAAACCUCUUCACUCAUUGGGACCAUGGGAUGGUUGUUUUCACUCUGUCUGGGUUAUGGUUAAGAAAUUACUGUGCAAGUUCAGAAGGACUAGAAAUAAUUCAUCUUCCACUGCCGUUAAUAAUAACCAAUCAACAUCUGUUUGAUCAAAUUGGCCAGCGAUUCAUAUUAAAGUUUCUUUUAUCAAACCAAACUCAGAGAUCUUGUCUGUUGUGGCCAGCUUAAUCAAUUCUAAAAAGUGCUCUAUUUUAAUUUUGUAAGCUCACUCAAUCUGAAUAUUGAAUAUUGAUGAUUCAUUUUUGGUUCUCUUUUUCAAUUUAAAC
Molecule: messenger RNA, 2747 nt
Organism: Symsagittifera roscoffensis
Lineage: Eukaryota; Metazoa; Xenacoelomorpha; Acoela; Convolutidae
Product: sodium-dependent phosphate transport protein 2A-like
Exons: 9
Coding region: 456-2570 (704 amino acids)
Biological process (GO): sodium-dependent phosphate transport
Cellular component (GO): membrane
Molecular function (GO): sodium:phosphate symporter activity
Source: RefSeq, a predicted model, not a curated record